Messenger RNA from Carassius carassius (crucian carp), 924 nucleotides. Its product is annotated as olfactory receptor 2D2-like. Gene Ontology annotation, biological process: G protein-coupled receptor signaling pathway. NCBI's taxonomy places the organism in Eukaryota, Metazoa, Chordata, Actinopteri, Cypriniformes, Cyprinidae. The transcript has a single exon. The coding region runs from base 1 to 924 and encodes 307 amino acids. Gene Ontology annotation, molecular function: G protein-coupled receptor activity; olfactory receptor activity. Gene Ontology annotation, cellular component: membrane. The record is from RefSeq and is a predicted model, not a curated record.
AUGGAAAACAUAUCCUCUUCUCAUAUUCUCACUGUCACAGCUCUGAAUGAUUGGGACUGGACCAGCAGGAUCAUGGUUUUUUCUUUUGCGCUUCCAGGUUACCUGCUGACUAUUGUUCUGAAUGUCACCUUGAUUAUGAUUAUUGCUUUUGAGAAAGCCCUGCAUGAGCCCAUGUACAUUUUUUUGUGUAAUCUGUGUGUUAAUGAUCUGUGUGGAACUACAGGGUUUUAUCCCCGGGCUUUGAUAUAUUUACUCACGGAAACAAAUACGAUUUCACUUGAGGAAUGUAUUGUACAAAGUCUUGUUAUUAUUGUCUAUGCAGUUGGUGAAUUAUCAAAUUUAAGUGUCAUGGCAAUUGAUAGGUACAUAGCAAUAUGUCAACCUUUACAAUAUCCUGGUAUUAUGUCACCUUUUACUGUGCGGAGCCUGGUGACUUUUAUUUGGAUAUUUCCUUGUUUUGUGAGUAUAAUUGCCAUUUUGGUGGCUAUGAAACAUCCUAUUUGCAGGCAUGACAUAGAUAAACUUUUCUGUGAAAACCUGUCCUUGGUUAAUCUUGGUUGUAAAGAAGAUAUUUCAUAUGGGAUUUUUAAUGGGUGGAUGUAUGUUUCGAUAACUGUCUUUACUGGUUUAGUUCUGAUUUCCUAUUUACAAAUAAUUCUAGCUUGUAGAAAAUCUAAAGUAAAUCAAGAGAAAUUCUUCAGCACAUGCAUGCCACACUUGAUUAUCUUUCUGAACUACAUAGUCUGUUCUUUUUUUGAUUCCUCCCAGACAGAAUUAAGAGCAAAAACCUUGUCUCGUAAGUUAUAUACCUUUUUGUCUAUUGUAUACCUGACUGUUCCCCCUGUUGUCAAUCCUAUAAUAUAUGGAAUUAAAUUAAGACAUGUAAGGGCAAAAAUAUUGUAUAUAUUACAGUUAAAGCAUUAA